Bactrocera latifrons is the source of this 3052-nucleotide messenger RNA. It is a transcript of the gene Tmep, whose product is annotated as transmembrane protein 184B. Gene Ontology annotation, molecular function: transporter activity. Lineage: Eukaryota; Metazoa; Arthropoda; Insecta; Diptera; Tephritidae. Gene Ontology annotation, biological process: transport. Bases 430 to 1902 code for a protein of 490 amino acids. The transcript is spliced from 9 exons. The record is from RefSeq and is a predicted model, not a curated record.
AUUUAUUUUUCAUAGUAAUCAGUAAGUUUUUCCUACAAGAUUGUAAAGUGAUUUUUGAAAAAAUUAAAAUCGGGUUUAUUGCUUAAAAAAUCGCAUAAAUUAGUACAAAUUACGGACAACUUGCGCACAAAAAUCGAAUUACGAGUGUUUAAAGUGUUAUCAGUGUAUUUGGACAAAAUACGUAAAGCGUGUGCAUUCGCAAAGCCAAAGAAAAAAACGUCAUCUUUGUCGAAUUGAUUCGCUGGCGACCACGACAUUCGCAACAGGAGAAAAAAGAAAUUAAACAAUAAUCAUAUAAAUGACAAGUGGUUGAUUUUGGUUUACUUUUUGCAACUGUUUCCAACGCUAUUGUAAAAAGAAAAGAAAAUUAUAAAAGUGUCAGCAGGAAUACUAUAAAAAAGAGCCUAAAUAAGACGCAGACAAACAAGUAUGAACAGCGUUGUGAGCAGCACAGCGCCAAGUACAACGAGCUUCAUUGACCCGAAUGGCACAGCAGCAGCCGCCAUCGCAGUUGCCGCAUCGACGAUGACCGAAUCGACCACGCUGAAACCGAAUAUCGUUGUACAAGCCAAACCAAUGCCGUCGCCCAUUGAUCCGCUCAGUCACGUCGGUGAUGGUAUCUUCCUGCAAACAAAAACCGCCCAAGGACUUGCGACCGUCUUCGUGUGGGUGGCACUAUUUAUCACUUGCCAACAGAUUUAUCAACAUCUGCGUUGGUACACAAAUCCACAGGAGCAGCGCUGGAUAGUGCGCAUCCUUUUCAUUGUGCCCAUGUAUGCGACAUACUCGUGGAUCAGUUUGUUUUUCUUCAAUUCGGAUAAUGUGUAUGUGUACUUCUUUACCGUGCGCGAUUGCUACGAAGCUUUUGUCAUCUACAGUUUCCUGUCGCUGUGCUAUGAGUACCUUGGUGGCGAGGGCAAUAUCAUGUCCGAGAUACGCGGCAAACCCAUCAAGAGCUCGUGUCUGUAUGGCACCUGCUGUCUGAAGGGCAAGACGUAUACAAUCGGUUUCCUGCGCUUUUGCAAGCAGGCCACAUUGCAAUUCUGCUUGGUGAAGCCAUUGGUGGCAUUCAUUAUUAUAUUCCUGCAAGCCUUUGGCCACUAUCAUGAUGGUGAUUGGAGUGCAAACGGUGGCUACAUUUACAUUACAGUUAUCUAUAAUAUAUCCGUUUCGCUUGCCCUCUACGGUCUAUACUUAUUCUACUUCGCUACGCGUGAUUUACUUACACCAUUCGAGCCUGUAUUGAAAUUUUGUACAAUCAAAUCAGUUAUCUUCUUAUCGUUUUGGCAAGGUGUUAUGUUGGCCAUUUUGGAAAAGGCCAAGGUCAUCUCGCCAAUUGUGGACAGCGUCGGCACUGUCACAUCAGCUGGUACUGUUUCGGCGGGCUAUCAAAACUUCUUCAUUUGCAUUGAAAUGUUGUUUGCUGCGAUUGCCUUGCGCUAUGCAUUCCCCUAUCAGGUUUAUGCGCGCAGUUGCAUUGCCGAUGGCCAAGGUCGCUCUGUUACCAUGCAAUCAAUAUCAAGCAGUCUUAAGGAAACUAUGAAUCCCAAGGAUAUUAUGACAGAUGCUAUACACAAUUUCCAUCCACAAUACCAACAGUACACACAAUACAGUUCCGGUGGUAAAAAUUCGCGUGGUAUACGCGUCUCCUCCUACGAUCCGGACGAACCGAAUGCCACACAUCACGGCAAUAGCAACAACACAGGCGGCAAUAGUGGCACAAUGAGCAGUUUGGGCAACACCAGCCAAGGCACACCAGGUGGCAGUAUCGCCGGCUGCAUCGCAUCGAAAACCUUGGGCAAUCAGCGGAAAUUCAUGCCCGGCGGCCAACGGGUCGCCACCAUCAGCCAGAACUAUAACGAGAAGACGAUGUUGCUGAGCAGCGAUGAUGAGUACCAGUAAACGAGGCCGGAUCGUGGUGUCGUUAAGAAGUGAGUAACGGAAGCGAGCCGCCCUAAUAGCACUUUUUAAAUACUAUAAAAACUCACUGAUUACACCGAAGCAACAGGUGGAAGAACCGUUUAGGCUUUGGACGUGUGUUGGCGUUUUUAUUGUAAUCUUCUUAAUUUGCUGUUUAUUUUGAGUUUUUGAUGUGUAAGUGUUGCCAGAAAUUAGCUGCGAUUGCCGUAAUUAGUGGUCGCAGGUGAAUUUCAUUGAAAAAUAUUGUUUUUUGUUGCAAAUGUAAGGCUUUGUACAAAUUAAUUUUUAAUUUUUAUUGCGGAAUUAAUUUUUGUAUUUUUAUCAAAAGUGUGUAGAUCAGUACAAAUAAUUACGGUUAUAUAUAAAGGAAAAAGUUUUAAAUGCCAGCAAGAGCAGCUAAGGUGCUAUUUAUAGAUUUCAUAACAUUUUUACUAGAAAAUAUGCAAUUUUAUGCCACAUCUUCCAUAAGUGAGGUUAUGUUAUUAUCUUUUAUUUAUAAUUGAUUUAGUUACGUUAUUUAUUGCAAAUUGCAAAUGCAGAACUGAACUGCCGUUGUUUACUUUGUGCUUUUAGCAAAUCUCAGUCGCACACAUACUUAUGUAAUUAUUGUAUGUAUGUAUGUAUACAUAAGCUAGCAAAAUAUGUAAUCCUUUGCGGUGAACUUGGCGCGCUUCUCUACAGCAAAACCAACAAAUGUCCAAAAUUGUUUCUAUUAUUGUAACAUUAUUAACAACAAAUAUUAUGUAUUAUUAUUAAUGUACGUCGUAUGUAUGUACAAUCGUAUAGCACGCAUCCGUCGUUCGGUGGUCGUGUGUGAGUGUGUAUUUUAAAUAAAAAUAUACUGCAAAUGAAAAUAAAUACAAAUUCACAAUCCACAAUAUGUAUGCUUUGCAUUAGAAUUUUAAGCGAAUUACGGAUUGUAAUAUUCAAAAAAGUAGUGGCAGGGGCAGAGUUGUAUUUGAGUAGAUGAGUAGAGCGGAAGCCGUUAGAUAUAAGAACUUUUCAAAAAUCUAGAUAAAGCAUUGAAAUGUAAGAAACUAGUAUAUUAACUGAACUGAAGAGUGGUGAGAAAAGAGGAAAUCAAAAUAAAAACCAAAUGUGAACUCAUAUUUAACAUAUACAUUAAUAUUUA